UUGCAAUUUACCCAUCUAGACUUCUACACUUGAAGUCUAUCAAGUCUAUGAAGCACUAGAAGUCUUUGCGGAAGUAUAAUCGCAAGUUUAGGUGAAUUUACUAUCAUCAAAUAUCUUGAUGACUGUCAAAAACAUCCUUACCUAUGUUCAAUCAAUUUCUAUUUCCAAUCUAAUCGAUGACAAUAGCCAUACUCAUGUAUGAUUUCACACUUGCUUUCUCAUCAUGUGUCUAAUCUUACCACGCCGAGACCUCGGCGAAGGAAGUUUCCUCUACCCAAACAAAAGAAUGAAUGGUUGACGCUGACGCUGACGCUGACGCUGACGAUGUUCUGUCACCUCAAUCUUCAAAUAUGAUAUCUUGAUUGCAAAUCACGACUCCAUUCAAUCAUUCACACACCAAGUCACGCCUCUUCAUAUGCAAGCACGCCUAAGCACCCCGCUCUCCUCACAUGUUUGCGUACCACGAUGACCAGUUUCUUAUCGUCAAUUGAGGGGCAAUUUCCUUCCAACUGCCUUAUAGACGUGAUGACGAUACUCGGUAUACCAAUUCCGAUUCCACAACAUCUUUUCAUCGGAAAACAUAUUGAAAUCUGAUACUAUUUGUCUUUUGUAUCACCCGUUGAGACAAUAACCCGGGGUUAUACCAUCACCGAAUAAAUAAACAUGUCGAAAAUAUUCGUUGUCGGAGCAACAGGUCAUAUUGGUGGUGCUGUGUUAGAUCUCAUCUACCCGAAGUAUCCAGAUGUCCAUAUCAAAGCGUUGGUACGAGAUGAGAAGAAAGGCAAAAUACUUGUGGGUAAGUACCCGCGAGUAACUUUUGUUGUUGGGGAUCUGACAUCUUUGGAUCUUUUGACUAGAGAGGCGAAAGAAGCGGAUGUUGUUGUUAAUACAGGACCCGACGUCAAGCAAGAUACAGCUAUCUCAGCUAUCCUCGAAGGCUUAGCCAACCACUCCCCAAAAGCAUACUAUAUCCAUACUGCCGGGAGAUCACUCCUCUGGAAUUCACCCGGUAGCUCCCAAGCCGAACCAAAGAUCUUCGACGACGUCGUGGAUAUCCAAGCUUUAAAAUCUUUCCCACCCACCACACUCCACGCUACUUCUAACGCCCUCGUAUUCGCCGCCUCCCCAUCCACAAACAUAGCCAUCAUCUCCCCCACUGUGGUCCACGGUCUCUCCCUCUCUCCCCUCCAUCCCACCCCUCCUCUCCGCAAUCACAACCACCCAAUCCGGCUUCACCAUCUCUCCACCACAACCCUCCAAUCCCACAUCCACGUCCUCGACCUCGCUCAAAUCUACCUCUUCCUCCUCUCCUCCGCACUCACCGACCCCUCUCCUAACCCCCAAAAAUGGGGUCCCGAAGCAUUCUACUUCGCCGCCUCAGAAAAUCUCUCUUUCAGCGCAUACAUGCAAUUUCUCAUCUCGAAGGUGUCGAAACCACCUUAUAAUCUACUGCACAAUACACUGAUCGCGGAACUCCCAUUCUCGGAAGCGGUGAAAGUGGUAGGGACACUGACGGCGUAUUUAUUUGGCAUUCAUAUGCAAGUGAGAUGCACGAGGGCGAAAGAGGUAUUGGGAUGGGUACCGAGGGCGAAGAGAUUGGGGGAGGGAUUGGAUGAGGUGCUGGAGGUUUAUAAUAGGGAGAGGGAUAGUGGGGUGGGAAUGCAGGAAUUGGAUACGACGUAUGGGUUGUGAUGAUUUGUUUAGAUUUGUGGAUGAAGAUAAAUUGAUCUUGAUAGUAGAUUCUGUGGUUCUGCGGGGAGGUUAUGGAAUUAGAAUUGUUGAACUUCAGCAUUAGAUGCCAGGUUAUAUAGAUGUCAAAUUAGAAGGGAUAUCCCUCAUUCUUGGCAUGAAAACUUUCAAAAUU
Molecule: messenger RNA, 1864 nt
Organism: Botrytis porri
Lineage: Eukaryota; Fungi; Ascomycota; Leotiomycetes; Helotiales; Sclerotiniaceae
Exons: 4
Coding region: 664-1692 (342 amino acids)
Source: RefSeq, a predicted model, not a curated record